CUUCCUCGCGCUCCCGCCAGUGGAAAGCAGGUCCUAUUUGUUUCGGCAAUCGCCGGCGAGCGACAUGGAAGACGGUAGCUCCGACGACUCGGCCGCUCCCUCAUCGACUACAAUAUCUCGUCAUGUUUUUGAAGACGAUGCUGGCGAAUCGGUCUUCACCAUUUCCAUCAUCGAGAAUAUGGAAGAGGAUUACGGGCUUUAUGUGUGGCCUUGCGGUAUUAUCCUUGCCGAGUAUAUUUGGCAGCAGAAAACACGAUUUUCUGGUGCUAACGUCGUUGAGCUCGGUGCCGGUACUUCAUUGCCUGGAUUGGUUGCAGCUAAAUUAGGCGCUAAUGUUACUUUGACUGACGAUGCUAACAGAGUGGAGGUGCUGGAUAAUAUCAGGAGAGUUUGUGACCUGAAUAAGCUCAACUGUAACGUAAUAGGACUUACAUGGGGGGUUUGGGACACAUCAAUAUUCAAUUUACGACCUACAAUCAUUAUUGGGGCCGAUGUAUUGUACGAAAACAGUGCAUUUGAUGAUCUCUUUUCAACCGUGGCCUUUCUUCUCCAAAGUUCACCGGGAUCAGUUUUUAUAACAACCUACCACAAUCGCAGUGGGCACCAUCUGAUUGAGUUCUUGAUGGUCAAAUGGGGGUUGAAGUGUGAGAAGCUUGUUGACGGCUUUGCAUUCAUGCCAUCGCACAAGGCAUCAAAUCUGAGUGGCAAUAUUCAAUUGGCCGAGAUUGUUCUCAAUUGUGAUCCAGUCAAGGAAACUUCUCUGGUGAAAUGACGAGGUUUACAAGUGUUUGGUGGACUUGUUAAGUUCAUGGUCUUUGUCCACUUUGAUGUGAGUGAGAAUGUAUUCCCAGUCUAUUUUAGGCGUUCUCGUAAUUUCAAGUUCAGUGGCAGAUGCCUAGAAAUUUUUGAGAUAACUGUUGAGAAAACUAGUGCGUUACUGCAUUUGUGCAGGUUGAAACUUUAAUUUAGGACUUGUGUUGAAUGAAAUACCUGUUUUUGAGAGUUCAAUUAUAUGCAUUAUUAGGAGCUAUUGUAAAUUUCAAAUCAUCAAUUAGCUCACUUUUUUUUUUGGUUCUU
Messenger RNA from Cucurbita moschata (crookneck pumpkin), 1077 nucleotides. RefSeq names its product methyltransferase-like protein 23. The coding region runs from base 65 to 772 and encodes 235 amino acids. NCBI's taxonomy places the organism in Eukaryota, Viridiplantae, Streptophyta, Magnoliopsida, Cucurbitales, Cucurbitaceae. The transcript is spliced from 8 exons. The record is from RefSeq and is a predicted model, not a curated record. Gene Ontology annotation, cellular component: cytoplasm; nucleus.